AUGCUCUCUGGCCUCAACUGGCACUCGCAAAUCAGAAAAAGAGCGAGAACUAUUGGGAUGUCGAGGGUUAAGGAGUUUGUGCGCCGGAUCUCCUCUCAUGACCUGGAGCAGUAUCCAGAUUGGGAUCUUUCCCGUCCUCUCCCACGUCUUCCGGUGCCCGAUCUACGCGUCACGCUGAACCGCUACCUCAGACUGGUCGCGCCGAACGUCACGGCCAAAGAUUUCGAGCGAACCCGACUGCUCGUCGAGGAGUUUGGUCGGGUCGGCGGCGAAGGUGAAAAGCUUCAAGCCAGUCUGAAAGCGCUGGCGGAGAAGAAGGUCAACUGGGUGAGUCUUGCGAUGUUCUGUGUGAAUAAGCUUCACGGCUAUUAG
Molecule: messenger RNA, 372 nt
Organism: Protopolystoma xenopodis
Lineage: Eukaryota; Metazoa; Platyhelminthes; Monogenea; Polystomatidea; Polystomatidae
Source: the annotation of a GenBank genome assembly